This is a messenger RNA of Phytophthora nicotianae INRA-310, 150 nucleotides long. RefSeq lists its product as hypothetical. Bases 1 to 150 code for a protein of 49 amino acids. Lineage: Eukaryota; Oomycota; Peronosporomycetes; Peronosporales; Peronosporaceae. The record is from RefSeq and is a predicted model, not a curated record. The transcript has a single exon.
AUGAUCUACGACCUGCGGAUCAGCAAGGAGAAGGUGACCCGUGAAUGGAUUGCAGCUCAAGCCCGAGAUCUUUUCCACGGUAGCGGAACGAAAGAGGAAGCUGAGGAGCACCCGAUCCGAUUUAUGGCAUCCGAUCCGUGGGUGGCCUAG